AUGGAACUCUCGGAUACAGCACUCAAGCUGUCAAAGGUGAUCGAACGGGAAGCCAAACGACGUCAACGGAGUCGGCGAUCAUCGUUGUCUGUGGCACCCACACCGGAGGAAGACACCAUUGUGACGUCAACCGAACUUGCCUCCGAGCUACAAGCAGAAAACGCUGAUGAACCCGGGGGCUGCAUGAACAAAUUGUGGGAAUUUUUUGAAGACCCUCAAUCGUCCACACCGGCAUAUUAUUUUUCUCUGGGCAUAUAUGGAUUCAUCAUCAUUUCUACGUUUGUCUUUGUCGCUGAAACGGAGGAAGUUUUCGACCCGUACAUGGUUGUACUCACUACACUGGAGGCAAUAUGUGCAGGCGUUUUCUCUUUCGAACUGCUUGGACGCUUUGUCGUGUGCCCUAGCAAAUUGGCCUUCCUUCAAGACUACGCGAAUUGGGUAGACUUUGCAGCAGUGUUUCCUUUUUACAUGGAGUCACUUUUGGCUGUAGACAACGCUGGGUCUUUCGGUGCUAUUCGGAUAGUACGGCUCACACGAGUAGCGCGCGUCUUGAAGAUGUCACGGUACUCAUCAGCGAUUCAGGUCUUCACACAAGCGAUCUCCAUCAGUAUUAAACCUUUGACAAUGCUGAUCUUCCUCAUGUCGAUCGCCAUGAUAAUUUUCUCUUCUGCCAUCUAUUUUGCGGAAUAUACCGACGAUGGUUGUCGUGCAGAUGGAUGGAUGGGAAAUUCCGCAGCCGUAGCAUCAGUUUCGGCAAGUGAUGCUUGCGUGUGCGUGGAUCCGAAUCCAUACCAAGGCAUUGCAACAUCCUUCUGGUGGUGCAUCGUGACAAUGUCCACCGUGGGUUAUGGAGACAUGACUCCAGUUACUUUGUUUGGCAAGGUCAUCGGAUGUUGCACUGUGCUCACAGGUAUGCUGGUUCUGGCACUGCCGAUCACGGUCAUCGGUACGAACUUUCAAAAAGUCAUGAAGUCCGUUAUGCACGAAACGAUGAAGAGCAACGUGGAUUAUCUCAAAGGAAAACGUAUGAUCUGCCGGAACGAGAUCGAAGCAAUCUUAGAGAGGUUCCACGCGGUGACGGAAGGAAUUCAUCUCGACAUUGACGAUGUUAUUAACGUUUACGACACCGAUAACAGUGGCAUGCUUGAAGAUGAUGAACUGGCAAAGUUUCGUAAUGAUCUAGAGGUUUUACAAAACCGAGCCUUCAUGAAUCAAUUAGCUGUUCCUACUGUGGGUCUGCAUCGCUCGCCCUCCAUCAAAACAAGAUCUAAUAUCCCGAUCAGAGUUAUUGCAUCGUCCCCACAAAAUGGGCCAAGUGCUGACGCAGUUGGACUGAAUGGCCAGCCUAAUCUAUCUGCGUCCAGUAGUACUUCUCAUCUAAUUAUGCCGGACAAUGAGCUACUACUUCGGCUGCUUGACAUGCAGGAGAGUUUCCAGGAGCGACUUAUUGAGACAGAACAGCGACUUGAGGCGAAAAUGAACAAUCUUACAAAGAUCCUCGUGCGUCUGGAAGGUAUGAUGGAGCUUGAUGAAUAA
This is a messenger RNA of Phytophthora infestans T30-4, 1536 nucleotides long. RefSeq names its product Voltage-gated Ion Channel (VIC) Superfamily. NCBI's taxonomy places the organism in Eukaryota, Oomycota, Peronosporomycetes, Peronosporales, Peronosporaceae. The record is from RefSeq and is a predicted model, not a curated record. Gene Ontology annotation, molecular function: voltage-gated potassium channel activity. The transcript is spliced from 6 exons. The coding region runs from base 1 to 1536 and encodes 511 amino acids. Gene Ontology annotation, biological process: potassium ion transmembrane transport. Gene Ontology annotation, cellular component: membrane.